UACGUACACGCAUUUUCUGCAUCACCACCACUAAGACCACCACACGACCUUUGUAUUCCAUGGCUCUCCGCGGCGCUCCUCCUCACUCAGGCCCGGCCUACAUUCCCCAGAGCCAGUCCCAGCUCCGUGCCAAAAAUGACCCUAACGAGUCCGCCUUCUCGCGCUUCAUCCGCACGGAAAUCAUGGCCCCCGAGAAACUGAGCGGUAACAUCAGCCUGGUGACCGGUGUCGGGGCCUUCGUGGCUGGAAUUGUGGUUAUACGAACAUGGGGCGAGAUGAUGAUCCCAGCCUAAAAUCUAGACGCGGCGCGACACGCAGCUCUGCCAUCUUACUGUUCACCUUGCUGCCUCAAAUCCCAUCCCAUAUCAUCUGUAUAUUACAUAUUGCAAGCCGAGACAUGCAAGAAUCUUUAAUGAAUGCGUACUUUGCACACCGUGUUAUGAAUUCACGGUCGUGCUUCAACGGUCUACCUCUCCAUUCGCCUACCUCUCUGCUCUCGUGGUCCCUCUGCUGGAGGUAUCCCCAUACCGGCUAGACGUGACCGGGCAAAGGAGUUGGGAGUCAAGGGCAUCUGCAUAACGCUCACAACGGAGUCGUGCCGAGGCGAGGAACUAGACAAGCCCAAUUUCGGCCUGGAGACAGGACGCGGGAGACGAGAACCGAGGGACUGUGACCGUUUGAGAUUGCUGGGGAUACUCGGUGGUGUAACGACGAUUCUGAAUGUGGGAGGAUCGCCCACCCUGGAGCCGCUGGAGUGGCUCAUGCGCGAUUCCACGGAGUGAUCUUUCCUGCGCGACUGUGCGGCUGAGGCGGCGGGUGGAGACCCAGGGCCGGCACUGGGAGAGCGUGGUAGAGGCUUGCUCUCUCCUUGAGGCUGUCCGUCAGUACAUGAGACUGAAAAGCACGGACCACGCACGGGCGGAUCGCCAGGCACCCUGAGAGUUUGAGCGUGCUCUGCCAAUCUCGCGCUGAGAAGAUAGAGUGUCGAACGGGCCGCACCUUUCUUCUCUUAUGCAUCGUAAAGGCACUGCCGCAUUCAGUCGUGACGGAGCGGAUGGAUCACACAUGGCAUACCGGAUCUGCAAGCUUCGGCACCUACAGGACGCAGCCGCGUCAUAUAUCCCAAGGGCCGUGGCCUCAGAGAGCUCGAUGUGCAUGGCAUGUCUGACCAGCGCCUGCAGGAGCGCGCUGCAGAGCCGUGUCCAGCGAGAGAGAAUAGAAGUACUGCAUCAGGGCCAGGGUUACAGGAUACGAUUGGGUCCAAAAGCAGCUCGUCAGGGUGAGUGUCAACUGCGUGCGCUUUCCAUAAUGAAUCUUGCUGGGCUGACCGCCGCUGAUCAUGGAAUAAUGUUCGCGGAACCAAGGCCACGCCUGCGCCAGUCGCUGCUUACAGCAGCGGAUCUGACGCUUAUCUUCGCAGACAAACGCGAAAUCCAUGUUCUGCCCACUCUCCAGCGACAAGAGCCGACGCAGUUGAUCCACGCGACAGAGCUUGUGCGACGGCGGCUGGUAGAUUCCGAUUGCCUCCAAGUCGACGGUGACUAGUGUGUCCCAGAAAAUCGGAUGCUGGGGACCCACCGCCGAUUUGAGGCUGGCAAAGAAGUAGAGCUUGCUCUGCGCAUGGGAGAUGCAGGCUCUCGCCCAGACCCCGUCCUGGAGCGUCCGGCCGAGCGCGGCUGCCGUCCAGAUCUUCGUGGCCAUAUCGAAUGUACGAAUCACCAGACGAUUGUCCUCCGCAAUUCCCAUUAGAAUCAGACUGUUUCCAAGAAUGGCGUUGCUGGGACAGCGCAACAGAGGAAGUCGGCCAAUUGCGUCAGGUGGUGUGCUCUGCACCUGAAUACGCCCGUCGGUCAACGGAGACAGGACGUCGAUUCUGGGGCGCGAUACUUCUCCCUGGGAGAAAUGUCAUGGAGUAUCCACUUUGAAUGCAGUCCACGCACCAUGUGAUAGACAUGGAUAUCGCACAGAGACUGCUGAGUAGCGUGUUCCGAAUACGGUAGCGGGACGGGCUGCGGUGCAAUGUGGGCAAGUUCCUGGGUACGUUGUCUAAACGUUUUUACGUGCCAGCGAGAUGUCGCCACGGCCGACGUUCCGGAAUGGACAAAAUGAAGAUAAGUAUGCCGUCGGACCCAUUCGUGCUUCUCCAGAUCAUACACACAAAUAUCAUCCAACAGCUGUCCUGGAAAGUUUUCGCCCCCAAACACGAGGAGAUGGUUACCUGACACACAGCUUAAAUGAGAAUAGCGCGGCUGAAUGACAGGGAGGGAUGCAGGAAAGGCAAUAAUAGGAGGUGCGCGCGAAGGCAAAAGCCAGGAAUGUGUCGAGAGGUCGAAAAGCUGCACGUCGCUGAGAGUUUGGGAUACUUUCGAUCCUUUGCUGCGAGUCUGUCCACCGAAGACCACGAGAUAGUUCUGCC
This is a messenger RNA of Mycena citricolor, 2416 nucleotides long. The record is from the annotation of a GenBank genome assembly. Lineage: Eukaryota; Fungi; Basidiomycota; Agaricomycetes; Agaricales; Mycenaceae.